AUGGAAAAGGAAAAAAAGAAAAGUGGUGGUUGCUAUUGUGGGCCACCAAUAGAAGAGCAAAUGGAGAAUAAACAAGAAAAUGAAAUAAAUAAAAUAGAUAAUAAUAGUGAUAAUAAUAAUAAUAAUAAUAAAGAGGAACUAGAUACAACAAGAUCAGAAAAAAGAAGAAAAUGUUGUGAUAUGUGCCAAUGUAAUAACAAUAAAAAAAAGAAAAGAAAGAAUAAAAAGAAAAAUAAUGAAAUUGAUAGUAGCAGUGGUAGUGAUGAUGAAAGUGAAUAUAGUAGUGAGGAAGAAGAUGAAAAUGAAGAUGAAGAUGAAGAUAAAAUGAAAAGAAAAAAAUCAAAUAAAAAGAAAUCUGAUGAAGAUAAUAAUAGUGGUAGUAAAAGAAGAUCUCAAUUAAAUAAUUAUAACAAUAAUAAUACUUUUAAAAAUGAAUCGGAAGAUGAAAUUUAUGAUUUUGAAGAGCAAAGUUUUGAAAAUGAUAGUGAAUAUAGUCAAAGAAUUAUCAACAAUAGAAUACCACUAAGACCUGAUAGAACAAGAGAUGGAUCACCCGAUUCUUCAUAUUCAUCAUCAACUACAACAAAUAAAGAUUUCAAUCAUGGUGGUGGUCAACAAAAGAUUCAAUGUUGUGAUAAAUGUUCAAAGGAUAAUAGACCAAAUGGUAGAGCUUGUUUAUGUCAAGUUCCAUCGACUCACAGAAGAGGAAUUUUAGGUGAAAGUGGAUGUAUUACUUGUGGUUGUGUUGGUUGUCAUCCAACCGAUGUAUUGGAAACAAAAUCAUCAAGUAGUUUUAUAAUAACAAAUAAUAGCAAUAGCAAUAGCAAUGGUAAUAAUAAUAAUAAUAAUAAUAAUAAUAAUAAUAAUAAUAAUAAUAAUAAUAAUAAUAAUAAUAAUAAUAAUAGUAAUAAAAACAAUAAUAACAGUGAUGUUGGUAUUAAUAAAAGUUCAAAUAGCAACAAUGGUAAUAGUGUUGAUGAAUUAAAAAAUGGUUGUUGUAGACCAUGUAUGAAAGCAUUUUCUGAAAAUGAUAAAGCAUGUUUAUGUCAAGUACCAAGUAGUGUAAGAUUAGGUGUUCUACCAGAAGGUGGUUGUAGGAUUUGUAAAUGUAAAGGAUGUCAUCCUGAAGAAUUCACAAAGAAAAGAUUCGAUGGUAGAGGAGUAGGUAAUGGAAAAAGAAUUUUACCAUAUCAACAACAACAACAAUCAUCAUCACAACAAUACCAUCAUAUUGAUUCUCGUAACCCUUAUGAUGAUUUUUAUGGUAGAUAUCCACCAAUUCCACAUCAUUUCUAUCCACCACCACCUCCACCACCUCCACAAUAUAGGGGUCAUCACCAUCAUCAUCCACCACCACCUCAUCACCAUGCAUAUCCACAUCCACCUCCCUAUUCAGGUUACCCAGAUAUUCAUCAUCCACAUCCACCACUUUGGGAUGGAUAUGAUUCAAGAGAUCCAAGAGGGGUUUUAGGUGGUUAUGGACCUGAUAAGAAAUCAUCAUACAGAGAUAAUGGUAUGGUUGGUGGAUUUGAAAGAGAUCGUUCAAAAGAAAGAAUAAUCGAUAAUAGAUCUGAUUAUAGUGAUAGAGAUUAUUCAAGAGGAAGAGAUAGAGAAUUUGAUGAUAGAGAUUUAUCUAGAGAAAGUACAAGAUCAAGAGAUCGUUCAAGAGAAAGAGACAGAACAAGAUCAAGAGAUCGUUCAAGAGAAAGAUAUACAAAUGAUAAUAGUACAAAUAAUAGCAAUUAUAAUAAUACUAAUAAUAGUAGUAAUAACAACAAUAAUAUAAAUAAUAAAUAUAAAGAAAAUUACUAUGGUGGUGGUACUUAUAGUGAAGAUGAUUUUGGUAAAUCUCAAACAACUAAAGAUUAUGAUUUAUAUGAGAAAGAAAAUCAAUAUGAAAAAAAGAAAGAAUCUGAUUGGUAUUCUCCAAAUUAUACCUUUAGUAAUAAUAAUAAUAAUAAUAAUAAUAAAAGAAUAUAA
Molecule: messenger RNA, 1980 nt
Organism: Dictyostelium discoideum AX4
Lineage: Eukaryota; Evosea; Eumycetozoa; Dictyosteliales; Dictyosteliaceae
Exons: 1
Coding region: 1-1980 (659 amino acids)
Cellular component (GO): protein kinase 5 complex
Molecular function (GO): cyclin-dependent protein serine/threonine kinase activator activity
Source: RefSeq, a predicted model, not a curated record